Molecule: messenger RNA, 744 nt
Organism: Capronia coronata CBS 617.96
Lineage: Eukaryota; Fungi; Ascomycota; Eurotiomycetes; Chaetothyriales; Herpotrichiellaceae
Exons: 1
Coding region: 1-744 (247 amino acids)
Cellular component (GO): cytosol
Molecular function (GO): FMN binding; oxidoreductase activity
Source: RefSeq, a predicted model, not a curated record
AUGGAUUCAACCAUAGGCUCACUCUUCCGAGUCUUCCCAAGCGACCCUAUUAUGGAACAGAUCGGUGUGAUAAUAUGCAGCCAACGCCCCCGCCGGGCAGGUCCACAGAUUGCAACAUUCGUUCUGGACACACUGAAGCAGUACCAAGCCGGUCAUCCAUCUUCGCGACCGUAUCAAUUCAUGCUCAUCGACCUCGCCGAACAUCCACUGCCGAUGUAUGACGAGCCAGGCAUUCCAUCUCGCAUCCACUCCUCGGCGGGAUACGCCCACUACCACACUCGAGCCUGGUCAGACUUGAUCAACAGCUUUGCAGCGUUCGUCUUCGUCACCCCACAGUACAACUGGGGCUAUCCGGCCGGCCUCAAGAAUGCACUCGAUUACCUCUACCACGAAUGGGCAGGCAAGCCGGCCAUGGUGGUCAGUUACGGCGGGCAUGGUGGGCAUAAAGCAGCGAUGCAGUUGAAGCAGGUCUUGCAGGGCUUGCACAUGAAGGUUGUGCCACAUCAUGUGGCGUUGCAGUUCCCAGAUCGAGAAUUCAUGGAGCGAGCCUCUUCUGGCGCUGAUCUGGGGCUUCGGGUUUUCAACGAAGCCGAGCCAGGUGAGAGACUCUGGGCGCAGGAGGGCAAGGACAUGCACAUUGUCUUUGCGCUGUUGCUGGAACGAUUGUUUGGUGAAGCAGAUGAGGAAUUUGGACUAAGAAAUAUCGAGGGGUGUGCAUGUUCGGAUGCACAAUCACACUCCUGA